Messenger RNA from Malaclemys terrapin pileata, 2416 nucleotides. RefSeq names its product caspase recruitment domain family member 9 (gene CARD9). The coding region runs from base 206 to 1993 and encodes 595 amino acids. Gene Ontology annotation, biological process: regulation of apoptotic process; positive regulation of canonical NF-kappaB signal transduction. NCBI's taxonomy places the organism in Eukaryota, Metazoa, Chordata, Testudines, Emydidae. The transcript is spliced from 12 exons. The record is from RefSeq and is a predicted model, not a curated record.
CACCUCUUCAGCAGUGGUGCCAACCCUGCCAGCUGUUGAGGGAGCUUGGGACGUAAUGCCCCAGGCCUACAUUUGCUUGCACAAGCUGGCAUUUCUGUACAUGAGGUGCACGGUGACCCGAUCCGCUGGUGCAAUGGGGGGGGGAGGGGGUGCAUGUAUUUUGUGCAUACAAAGUUAGAGGCUGCUGUGGGAGACCUGGUUCCUUAUGGUCAAUGAGCGUGUUCCCAGUCUCGUUGGGUUGAUAGUGUUGGGCCACCUGCUAUCCUUGCUGCUCGUCCCGAGCUGCUCUGAGGCUUGUGGUGUGGCUUUCAGACGAGAAGACCUGGCCUGCCCGUAUUUCUUGCUCUCCGCCAUGUCGGAGCAGGAAGAUGACGAGAUGUGCUGGAAUAACUUGGAGAACUUCCGGGUGAAGCUGAUCUCGGUAAUAGACCCCUCCAGAAUAACGCCGUAUCUCCGCCAAUGCAAAGUGAUUAACCAUGACGACGAAGAGCAAGUGCUUAACGACCCCAGUCUGGUAGUCCGGAAACGGAAAGUAGGCGUCCUCCUGGAUAUACUUCAGAGGACGGGCCAGAAAGGUUUUGAGGCCUUUCUCGAGAGCCUUGAGCUUUACUACCCACAGUUAUAUAUGAAAAUAACCGGCAAGGAGCCCAGCAGAGUCUUUUCAAUGAUUAUCGACACUGCGGGGGAAUCGGGCCUGAGCCAGCUCCUGAUGAACGAGAUCACGAAGCUGCAGAGCGCCGUGCAGGAGGAGAGGAGGAAGGCCCAGGAGCUCAACAUGUGGCUCCAUGCCAAGGAGGACGCGCUCAAGGAGAUGCGGGUGAGGGACAGCGUGCUGCGGAAGCACCAGGAGAGGGCCCAGAAGAUGAAGGAGGAGAGGGACAACUUGGCCAAGGAGCUGCGGAAAUGCAAGGAUGAGAACUACGACCUGGCCAUGAGCUACGCCAAGCAGAGCGAAGAGAAGAACGCAGCCCUGAUGAAGAACCGGGAUCUGCAGCUAGAGAUCGACCAUCUGAGGCACAGCCUGAUGAAGGCCGAGGACGACUGUACACUGGAGAGGAAGCAUACGAUGAAACUGAAGCACGCCAUUGAGAAGCGGCCGAGCCACGAAGUGGUGUGGGAGAUCCAGCGGGAGAAGGAGCUGCUGCUGGCCAAGAAUCAAGAGCUGGAGAACACGCUCCAGGUUGCCAAGGAAGGGAACUUGGAGAAGAACAGCCUCUACAUCCAGGCUCUGGAGGCUGAUCGGAGACGGGCACUGGGGGAGCAUCAGGAGCUGGUGAACACCAUCUACAGCCUGCGCAAGGCGCUCCAGCAAGCAGAGGAUCUCCAGGACAAACACGCGGAGGAGAAGGAGGUGCUGGAGCUGCAGUGCAUGUCCCUGAGGAAGGACUCCCGGAUGUACAAGGAUCGCAUCGAGGCCAUCUUGAAGCAGAUAGAAGAAGUGGCUGCAGAAAGAGACCAGGCGCUGCUGACCCGAGAGCAGUUCCACAUGCAAUACUCCAAGAGCCUGGUCGACAAAGACGCCUACCGCAAAGAGAUCCGGGAGCUGGGGGAGAGGUGCGAUGAGAUGCAGCUACAGCUGUUCCAGAAGGAGGGCCAGUUACUAGCUGCUGAGGCCAAGCUGAAAAAGUUGCACCUGGAGCCACCCACGCUGUUCCAGACUUCUGACCUAGAUGACGUCUCACCCAGGAGUUCCCAAGAGCUCUCUUUCCAUGGAAACCUGGAUGAGGACACACUGCUGUCUGAUAAAAAAGAUCUCUCUGAAGGUCAGGAUCAGCAGUUCAGUGCGUUAGAGAGCAUUCAAUGCCUGCAGUCGUCAAACGAGGGUGGCCCACCCAAUGGAGAGCUGGCUGAGAAGGAGCGGCGGCGGAUGAAGGACAGCUUUGAGCACUAUCGGAGAAAGAGGGCAUUGCGAAGGGUACAGAAGGGCAGACACCAUGAAGUGGACUGGGAAAACAACACUGGUAGUGACAACACGGACACUGAAGGCUCCUAAUAGCAUCAGCCCACCUGCAACGGGAAUUACAAAAAGUUUGCUGGGGUUAUAGUGCAAGAAUCUUCCCUUCUGCCCAUCUAAGCUGAUUGACAUUUAAAACUUUUUCUGAAUAACCACCUUGAACAUUUACCACGUUGAAGGCACUGGAUUGGGAUGCAGGAGAUCUGGACUAUAUUUCUGCCUCUGCCAUAGCAAUCCUAUGUGACCUUGGCCUGGUCACCUAACCAGUUCACGUCUCUGUGAUUCAGAACCCUAAUUCUUGUAUGUAUUUAAUGGGGAUGAUGAUGUCCUUCCAGAAGUGGUAUGAGUCUAAAUGAAUUAAACUCCAAUUGCUUUAGUAGAAAUCCUUACCAUCAUGGUGCUAUGUUAGUGCAUUGUAGUAUUCUGUGCAAAAAACACAUAAAUACUUUAUUUUCUUCAAAA